Messenger RNA from Symbiodinium necroappetens, 513 nucleotides. Lineage: Eukaryota; Dinophyceae; Suessiales; Symbiodiniaceae. The record is from the annotation of a GenBank genome assembly.
AUGCACGGAAGCCGGCAAAGUGACGGACUUGAAUUUUCAUUACAAGUUUUUGAGCAAAGUCCAGGGCCUCCAGGAUCAUGUCACAAGCCUACGCAGUUUGGAUCUCUCCUCGAACAACAUCAGGGUCAUCGAGAACCUGGGGCCCAUGAUGAAGCUGCGAGAGUUGAAGCUGGACAGCUGUCAGAUUUCGCGCAUUCAAGGGCUGGAGAAAUGUCCCAGUCUCAUCUCUCUACACUUAGAGGACAACGAAAUCAGCUGCGUGGAAGGCUUGACUGUGUGCAUUCGCUUGCGCCUGUUUGUCUUGCUGGCUCUCUCCUCGCUCUCUCUCUCUCUCUCUCUCUCUCUCUCUCUCUCUCUCUCUCUCUCUUCCUCCCUCCUCGCUCUCGCUCUCGCUCUCGCUCUCGCUCUCGCUCUCGCUCUCGCGCUCUCUCUCUCUCUCUCUCUCUCUCUAUUUAUAUGUUUAUGAGCGUAAACACACUUAUGUCAAUGUGUUCUAUACUUCUCUAUAUGUGA